Molecule: messenger RNA, 924 nt
Organism: Aspergillus ochraceoroseus IBT 24754
Lineage: Eukaryota; Fungi; Ascomycota; Eurotiomycetes; Eurotiales; Aspergillaceae
Exons: 6
Coding region: 1-924 (307 amino acids)
Cellular component (GO): membrane
Molecular function (GO): transmembrane transporter activity
Source: RefSeq, a predicted model, not a curated record
AUGAAAGCACAUGUAUUACUCCAAAAGAAGGCCCCAGAAGACACAGCAAAGGUCGAUAUCUCAACAUAUCUACAGAACUUAUCUCAAGGGGAUACCAUAUGCAUCAGGCCCCCAGGAGGCACCUAUAUCCCCCCGACCACCACAGUCGGUGCGGCAAACCCGACAGUAUUCACCACGACGGCAACUCCAGGUGAUCCUACUGUUAGCGGCAUGAUUCCAAAUUCCUGGGGUAUUGUCGCUACCUUGACGGGCAUUAUGCAGGGCUAUAAGAGCUUGGUAGCCUCUCUGCGAAUUGGUUAUCUUUUCGUGUCUGCUGCUCUUGCUGGAUCCAUUGGUGGACUCUUUGCCUAUGGUAUUGGUCACAUGGAUGGCCUGGCUGGUCUUCGUGGCUGGCGUUGGAUCAUUAUCCUCGAGGGGAUUCCCACUUUCAUGCUUGGGAUCUCGAUCUGGUUCUGGAUUGCUGAUACGCCAGAUACUUCUCACUAUUUGACCAUGCAAGAACAUGAGCUUAUCAACCUGCGCAUGCGCCAGCAAGUCGGACACACUGGAUCUUCAGACCAGAUGCACAAAAGAGAUGUCUAUGAAGGAUUAAAAGCCUGCAAAAUCUGGCUGUUCUGCAUUAGCCAAUUUGUUGGGUACAGUAUUCUCGUGAGUACCGCACCUAGGGGCGUCAAAUACUUUGGGUGCUUGCUUGCCGCCAUGGGACUGUACUUGAUUGUGGGUAUUCCUCUUGGAUGGCUCCCAAGUAACAAUCCCCGUUAUGGGGAGCGUACAUUGGCAACUGCUCUCCGAGGCAGACAGCUUUACACCAGCUUGACACUACCAAUGCUGAUUCUUCAAAAAUCGAUACAGUACUUAGAUGCUUUUGGACACAUUGCUGACAAUAGUUUAUUUCAAAGGGUGGGGCUAUCCCCAAACUAUUGA